AUGAAUGCCUAUCUUCUUGAUAGACGUCUUGAAUGUUUGUGUACAUUAAUUGUAUACAUAUCUGAAAUUACCAAUUCUUCAUUAAAUAUAAAUAAUACAAAAAAACUUCCAAAAUUGAAAUGUUUCUCACUGAGAUUGGAUUGGUAUACAUCUUGUUAUGACAAUAAAAUUGUUCCAUUACUUCGUCGAAUGUUAAAUCUUGAAGAAUUAACAUUAUUUAUUUCGGUAAUAAGAACUGAAUCAACUUAUAUUAAUGGUAAACAAUUAUACGAUGAAGUUCUUAUUCAUAUGCCACGAUUAAAUAAAUUUACUUUCAUUAUACACUCAUGUUACCAACAAUGA
This is a messenger RNA of Rotaria sp. Silwood2, 342 nucleotides long. NCBI's taxonomy places the organism in Eukaryota, Metazoa, Rotifera, Eurotatoria, Philodinida, Philodinidae. The record is from the annotation of a GenBank genome assembly.